This is a messenger RNA of Daldinia loculata, 1385 nucleotides long. Its product is annotated as Caleosin-domain-containing protein. Bases 502 to 1227 code for a protein of 241 amino acids. The transcript is spliced from 2 exons. The record is from RefSeq and is a predicted model, not a curated record. NCBI's taxonomy places the organism in Eukaryota, Fungi, Ascomycota, Sordariomycetes, Xylariales, Hypoxylaceae. Gene Ontology annotation, molecular function: monooxygenase activity; calcium ion binding.
CGAAGUUGACAGUAUAAAUAAAGGUGAACUCUGAGAAAAGACUCUAUAGACCGAUUCACGUGAUUGAUGUAUAUAGUUCUCGAGUUCAAGAAGAUGUAUAGGUAGGAAUGAUUCAAAAUAGCAGCUAGAAGGAGAGUCAGUGGUCUUGAAUUGAGCCUAGAGAAACGGUGUCGUCUAAGACAUGUAAUUGAUACUUGACCUACUGAUGACGUCUAUUCCUCGUAAUUCCCGGCCGGCAGGGCUUCACAAGGCAUAAAUAGAUGCAGCUGUUCCGGCGAGCUGCAUUACCUAUCGUCCAACAGUUGAGCCUGGGGUCCAAAUUCACUCAACCCUGGAAAAACAACGAACAAUAUAUCUCAAUAUCUUUUUUUCAGUUCCCCGGUGUUGUAAAUAAUAAUUCAACCUCGGGCUACGAUAAGUCUAUACGGUAGAUUUCUAGAUCUUCGACAAUAACGAAACUUCACAGUAUAAGCGAAGACUACAAGUUAAGCUUACAAUCUCAUGGCGGACACUACUACCACCUCGCCCCCUCUUCAUAGUGAUACAAACAGCCGCCCAUCACUAGCGAAUAGAGGAACUUCCAAAUCGUCCUUGAAGAACACCCCAUCUACCCUGCAACAGCACAUCGCAUUCUUCGACCCCGACAACGACGGAGUCAUCUGGCCGCUAGACGUAUACAACGGAUUCCGCGACCUAGGCUUCUGCAUGCUCUUCUCCCUGGGCUCGCUCCUCAUCCCCGUCUUCUUCUCCUACCCCACGCGGCUAGGCCACUCGUGGAUUCCCGACCCGUUCCUGCGCAUCUACGUCAACGACAUCCACAAGGCGAAGCACGGCUCCGACUCGGGCGUGUACGACUUCGACGGGACCUUCAGCCCGGACCGGUUCGACCGCAUGUUCGCGCGCUUCGACACGUCCGGCGUCGGCGGGCUCGACGUGGACGACCUGAGGUUGCUGCUGAGUAGGGACCGGUGCGCGGCCGAUCCGGCGGGCUGGUGCUUUGCGUUCAUGGAGGUCUGGACGACGUGGCUUUUGCUGCAGAAGGAUGGCCGGGUCUGGAAGGAUGAUCUGAGAGCGUGCUAUGAGGGCACGUUGUUCUGGAAGAUAAGCGAGGAGAGGGCUAAGGGGGAUGGCUGGCAGAAAGGCUACGGAGUUCACGACUUUGUACAGAGCUUGUGGCUUCAUGGGACUUGGAAGAGUUGGGAAACGCAGGCCAAGAAAGCUACCUAGUUAAAUUGACUAGGUAGUUAUAGAUUGAAUAAUACACAAGGUUUUCGAUCGUAUCUAAGACUAUUACUAGGCUAAGUAGGCCAUCACCACAGAAAAUUGCUCGUUUAAGGUAUAGGAUGUUGUAUUCUUAUGAGUGAAUUAAGUUAUAAUGUGCCCCU